AUGGUUGUGUUAGUUUUGUAUAGUUUGCAAGUGAUCAACGUAGUAUAUUUUGAUUCGAGUACAAAAAAAAAAACAAAAAAAAAAACAUGUCUUACCACUGUAAACUGUUAUUUUCUUAUUCACAUUUCAUUUGAUAGAAAUGGGGCUCCUUUUAAGAAAAACCAUUUCGGAACAGGAACAGAACCAAUCUUCGUCGACGAUCUAAACUGUUCUCAAUCAGAUUUUGGCAUCCACUCAUUGCAACUAGGGCACACAUUGUGUUUUUUCAAGGGUUGGAAUGUAUCUGAUUGCGAUCAUGGAGAUGCUGGAGUGCUGUGUAGCGGUGAUCAUGGACGUGUACGUUUAGUGAAUGGUAUCACACCAAAUGAAGGCCGUGUUGAGAUUUAUCAUGAUGAAGAAUGGGGAACAAUUUGUGAUGAUAAUUUCGAUGAAGCUGAAGCCCAUGCAGUAUGUGAGGCACUUGGCUACAGGUAUGGCACUCCUUUUGGGAAAGCACACUUCGGUCGUGGAAGGGGGCAUAUAUUCGUGGACGAACUAGAAUGUUCUGCACCAGACAAUGUCACACAUUUAUUACAUCUAGGACAAACAGUGUGCUCCUUCAAAGGUUGGGGUGUAUCCAAUUGCAACCACAGAGAAGAUGCUGGAGUGAAAUGUGAUCAUGCACGUGUGCGUUUAGUGAAUAGCAAUAAACAACAUGAAGGCCGUGUGGAGAUUUAUCAUGAGGGACAAUGGGGAACAAUUUGUGAUGACAAUUUCCGUAAAGAUGAAGCCAGGGCAGUUUGUGACGAACUUGGCUACAGUUAUGGAAUUCCAUUUGGAAAAUCACACUUUGGAAGAGGAACAGGACCUAUUUUCUUGAACGAUCUGAAUUGUUCAGAAUCAGACCCUGCCACACAUUUAUUGCAUUUAGGGCAAACACAGUGCUUUUUCAAUGACUGGAAUGUAUCCAAUUGCACCCACGAGCAAGAUGCUGGGGUAAGAUGUCAGG
Pecten maximus is the source of this 988-nucleotide messenger RNA. RefSeq names its product neurotrypsin-like. Gene Ontology annotation, cellular component: membrane. NCBI's taxonomy places the organism in Eukaryota, Metazoa, Mollusca, Bivalvia, Pectinida, Pectinidae. The record is from RefSeq and is a predicted model, not a curated record.